AUGCGUAUCGUGCGUCACAGAAGUCGUCUUUAUCGACAGUACGGUGAAAAGUGGAAACGGCGGCGCUGUAGCGUCGGCUAGUAGUGACAAGAUGGCGACGCCCAGUGAACUGUCUCUCGAAGAAAUUCGUCAAUAUUUAUUGGAAAAUGGGGGUACUGCUCGUAAUCACGAUGUAGUGAAGUACUUCAAGAAGUUUUUGACAGAUCCAGAAACGCGAGUCGAGGCACGAAAUCAGUUCAAGGAAUAUGUAAACACCCUGGCUACUAUAAAGAACGAAGAGGGUGAAAAAUAUUUAGUUCUCAAGAAGAGGUAUCGUCAACUUCCUAUAGAUCUGGGGAUUUCGGACCAAAUCACAUCACCCAUAAAUACUCCUGAUAUAUCAACUCCGCUUUCUCCUUUACGAGUUCCGCCACCUUACCGACCACCACCUCCCGCGCCUCUUAGUCCUCCGACCAAUAAUACGAACCGCGAAGAAUCGUGUUCGAAUUUUGAUCGUGAAGAGGUCGCUAUUAAUGCGCGGAAAAAUGGCGUUGAAAGUAUCGAGACAGGAUUUUCAACACCCUCACCUCCUGUACCACCACGUCGUAAAAGUCAAGAUAAAGUCAAGAUGGAAAAUAAGGAGAAUGUCGACAGAAAUAGGGGAGGAUCGGAGGCAGUUAUCAAGGAAGAUGAGGCUGUCGCGACGAAUCCGGGCUCAACCGAGCAAUUAAGCUUCCGCGAGCGGAUGCAACGUUUCAACCGGAUGGCUAGCGAAACCGAUCUCCAAGGCAGGCCUAAUGGCACUAUCACACCUACUAAAAAGCGAUCUGACAAGGUAAUCGAUAAUCUUCUUUAAUACAUAAUCUUUAAAACGAUUACAUCGAUCGAUCACGUACGUUCAC
Messenger RNA from Apis dorsata (giant honeybee), 881 nucleotides. RefSeq names its product ankyrin repeat domain-containing protein SOWAHB-like (gene sowah). Bases 92 to 835 code for a protein of 247 amino acids. The transcript is spliced from 4 exons. The record is from RefSeq and is a predicted model, not a curated record. Lineage: Eukaryota; Metazoa; Arthropoda; Insecta; Hymenoptera; Apidae.